Drechmeria coniospora is the source of this 1938-nucleotide messenger RNA. RefSeq names its product copper amine oxidase. Bases 1 to 1938 code for a protein of 645 amino acids. The transcript is spliced from 4 exons. Gene Ontology annotation, biological process: amine metabolic process. Lineage: Eukaryota; Fungi; Ascomycota; Sordariomycetes; Hypocreales; Ophiocordycipitaceae. The record is from RefSeq and is a predicted model, not a curated record. Gene Ontology annotation, molecular function: quinone binding; primary methylamine oxidase activity; copper ion binding.
AUGGCACCUCACCCUCUCUCGGAUCUCAGCCUCGACGAGACAAACCAUGCGCGCGAUACUGUCCUGAAGCUGCAUCCCGGUUGUGUUAUCGACUUCCGAGCCAUUUAUCUGCUGGAGCCGCACAAGGCAGACAUGAUCCCCUUCCUCGAGCGAGAGCAUGCCGGCCAGGACGAAAUCGACGACGGGAGCCCGCGACCAGCUCGCCUCGCCCAGAUGCGAUACGACGUUAUUGGUGGAUCCAAGGCUGCCGAAUAUCAUGAAUCCGUCAUCGAUAUUUCUACCUCUCAACGUGUCGAUCAUCGAAUAGUCGGGCCCGGCCACCAUGCAAGCUUGACCAUAUUCGAGUUUGAAAAGUUGAUCGAGUCUGUCAAAGCCUCGCCGCUGUUUCAGGAGAAGCUGAAUACGAUCGAGCUGCCGGACGGCUUCGAGCUUGUCCUCGAACCUUGGCCUUAUGGCGCGCCGGAUGAAGCCGACGGCGCAACUCGCUUCUUCCAGGCCCUCUGCUUUGCCCAAGACACGCGCCACGGCAACCCAGACGCCAACUUUUACUCGUAUCCGCUCCCUCUCAUCCCCAUCAUGGACGCGAGCACGUGCGAGAUUGUGCGCGUCGACGAGCCUGCCACGGGCGGAAAUGGGGAUCCAUUUUCUGGAAUAAGCCAUAAAAAAGCCGUCCUCGAUCACUGCCGGCCGGCCGAGUAUGUGCCCGAACUGCUGACUGCUGGCACGCGCAAGGACGUCAAGCCCUUGGUCGUCUUGCAGCCCGAAGGCCCCAGCUUCACCGUAUCGGAUGCCAACCUCGUCCAGUGGCAGAAGUGGCGCUUCAGAGUUACCUUCAACCCCCGCGAGGGAGCUGUCCUGCAUGACAUUCGAUACGACGGCCGCAAUGUCCUAUACCGGUUGAGCAUGAGCGACAUGACGGUGCCGUACGCCGACCCGAGGGCGCCCUUUCACCGCAAGCAAGCAUUCGACUUUGGCGAUGGCGGCCUCGGUCAUGCUGUCAACAACCUCAAGCUCGGAUGCGACUGUCUAGGAGCAAUCAAGGCAAAGCCCCCUUCCCCUCCUGCCCCCUUCUCAGACGGAUCGGAGCAUUACUUUGACGGCGUCCUGACAAACUCGGACGGUUCUGCCGUCGCGACCAAGCAGGUCAUCUGCCUGCACGAGCAAGACGACGGCAUUUCUUGGAAACACACCAACUGGAGGACGGGUCGCGCGGUCGUCACCCGUCGUCGGGAGUUGGUCGUCCAGUUCAUCAUCACCCUUGCCAACUACGAGUACAUUUUCGCUUUCAAGUUUGACCAGGCCGCAGGCAUCACGUUUGAAGCGAGAGCGACGGGGAUCGUGUCGGUCGUCAACAUAGACGAAGGCAAGACGGCGCCCUGGGGAAAUGUGGUCAACCCGGGAACGCUGGCGCAGAAUCACCAGCACCUGUUUUGUCUCCGCAUCGAUCCGGCCAUCGACGGCCACUCCAACACACUCGUCCAGGAAGAGAGUCUACCGGUUCCCAGCCAUGCACUCGCUAAUCCGAACGGAAACUUGUACGAGGUGCACACGAAGCCCAUCACGACCUCGUCAGGAAUCGACCUCGCACCUUUUCGAAAUAGGGUCUUCAAGGUGCAAAACAGGUCCAAGAAGAACCCGAUCAGCGGGAAGGCUGUAGGGUACAAGAUCACCAUGCCACCCUCGCAGCUGCUCCUCGCAGACCCGAGCAGCAUCCAGGCGCAACGGGCGCUCUUCACGAAGCACCACAUCUGGGUGACCAAGCACAAGGACGACGAGCUCUACGCCGGAGGUCGCUACACACUGCAGAGUCGUCGAGAGAAGGGUGGAGUGGCGGACGCGGCGGCGCGAGGCGACAACGUCGAGGACGAAGACAUUGUUAUUUGGUCUGUCUUUGGACUUACUCACAAUCCCCGAGUCGAAGACUGGCCCGUCAUGUGA